Leucoraja erinaceus (little skate) is the source of this 5131-nucleotide messenger RNA. Its product is annotated as bcl-2 homologous antagonist/killer-like. Gene Ontology annotation, molecular function: protein homodimerization activity; protein heterodimerization activity. Gene Ontology annotation, biological process: intrinsic apoptotic signaling pathway in response to DNA damage; extrinsic apoptotic signaling pathway in absence of ligand; regulation of apoptotic process. Lineage: Eukaryota; Metazoa; Chordata; Chondrichthyes; Rajiformes; Rajidae. The record is from RefSeq and is a predicted model, not a curated record. The transcript has 6 exons. Gene Ontology annotation, cellular component: mitochondrial outer membrane. The coding region runs from base 474 to 1130 and encodes 218 amino acids.
GGGAUUUGUUGUGGAAUGGGUUAUAUCAUUGACGUUUAUGCUGGUCUGUGGUGGCCAAUGAAAAAGCACUUGGUACUUUCAGUUUGCGACGGGGCAGUUAAGAUUGCACUCGGAAAUAGAAGUGGGAGCCGAAGGCUAUAUGUGUUAUGGUUAUUCUUCCAGUUCUAGAGAGCUGGAUAAAAUAUUCGAAUCGGGGACUUGCGAAGCUUCGCGGAAGUGUAGAGAUUUGAUUUGUUCCGUGGGCUGGUAACAAAUAGAAUUUGAAAUUUCGUACGGGUGCCGCCAAAGAUCCUAUAGCUGCCACCGCCGGAUCAGUUGAAUUCGUUUUAAUGUGGAGCGGAGAUGGUACAUUAAUUUCCAACAUUGCCAUCUGAAAUCGGAUUUUGGUAGUGCGUUGAGGACAUUAAUCUCAACCUGGUUCUUGUAUUUUUGGAGGAGGCUAAUUGCAGCUAUUUGGCUCCCUGGGCUACGCCAUGGCUUCGGGUGGCAGCGAUGAUGAACCUUUUCGAACAAACCCGGACAAAACACACACAAAUCACUGCAAAAGCCGAUCACAGCACGUGACUGCAAUGGAUGUUGUACAGGAGACUGAAGAUGUCUUCAGGAGUUACGUGUUCUUCCGGUACCAGUCAGAGAGGAAUGAAGGAGAGCAACUUUCAGAUAAUCCAGAAAUAACUCAGAUGCAUCAGCCAUCUAGCGGUACUCCAACUCUCGUAGGAAGGCAACUUGCUGUUAUUGGAGACGACAUCAACCGAAGAUAUGACAUGGAAUUCCAGAAUUUGUUGUCAGGGUUGCCACUCAAUGCACAAAAUGCCUAUGAUUACUUCUGCAAAAUAGCUAAUGGGCUUUUUGAAAGUGGUAUAAAUUGGGGCCGUGUGAUAGCGUUGUUGGGCUUUGGCUAUCGAAUGGCCAUUCAUGUCUUCCAGAAUGGUAUGAAGGGAUUUCUCAGUCAAAUUGCAAAAUUCAUAGCACAGUUUCUUCUGAAAAAUAGAAUUGCACAAUGGAUUGCAAUGCAAGGAGGUUGGGUGGCAGCUUUAGAGUUGGAUAAUAUUUAUGUCAAAUGGAUGCUUGGGAUUCUGUCUGUGGUUCUACUUGGUGUGUUCGUUGUCCACAAGUUUUACAAAUCUUAAUACAUGGAUCACUGCUGGAGCAGGCCUCCAGUCUUGGACUGUAAAAAAAUCUUUUUAGAAACAAUUCGCAUCGACAAAAUUAUGAGACGUGCUAUUUAUAAUGAAUGGUGAUGUUUAUCGAGAAAUUCCCAGCUGUCAUUUAUUGGAUGGCCAAUUCCAACAAUCAUGUUUUUUUUAAACAGUUAUAUUAAUUUUCAGCUGGUCCAUUCUUGGCUUAUUUUUGCACCUCACUUCUAAAACAUGAGAUCAGUUCCAAUUCUCUGUGUUGUAUGCACAGAACUAUCAUGUUGCAUUGGCAAAACUGACAUCAACCAGUGUCCAUCCACUUGUGAAUCUUGUUCCUGCAGGAACAGCAUUUGUAUGCUGAGAUGUUGAGCCUUGGAGCUUUAAUAUGUUUAACAAAAACGACAGGGUAACUUUUGUACAUAGGAGUUUUAUUGUCAGCAAAACAAAUUGUUCUUUACUUUAAACCUUGGAUGCCUCCUUUCAAUUUUGAUGAACCUUUGCAUGGUGAUCUCAAAAGUUGUGUUAUUGGCAGUAUAAGCAGUUGCAACCGGAGGUGGAAGCGAUGUUGCAUCUACAACAAAUUAAAGUGCUUUAAAAAAACAAAACAAAAGGCUAGCAAAUUGUUGGGGCGAAACUGAAUUUGUGCUCAUCGUGGGAAUUGUGGUCAAAGAUGGCUGAGGCUUGAGUCUUGUUUCUUUUUGUUACUAAUUUGUGAACUGUGUAUAAUCUAGUUUAGAACUGUGGUAUUUUGGGAGUAUAGCAUCUGAAUUUGGAUACUGAUGAAUUGUGCUGCUAGGCCCAACAGGUGUCUUGAAGUAUCCUAAAGUUUUUUAAAUGUAAAUGCUGAUUAAUUUAAGAAAGGAUUAUUUAAGAAUAACUGUUUGAAUUCUUAUUUAUGUUUGAGAGUUUGAAGACCAAUGUAGCAAUAUAAAGGGAGCAGGCAUUUGGGCUGUCUAUAUUUAAUAACUAACCUCCUUUCUAUAGCUUCAUUAACUCCUGGCCUUCUGAAACUUUAAUGUCAGGGUAUAUUAGUGUAAAGAGAAAAGGCUUUGGGAAACUUUGUAAUAUUAUGGAGAUUAAAAUUUGUGCAUGUACUCAAUAUUGAUGUAAUUUUGUAACUCUUUGCUUAUUAACAAUUUGCUUAUUAAACCUUAGAAGUUGGCAGAGAUUUAAAUUGUCUGCAGAAUAGCUUGUUUCUUGGAAUGAGCACCCAAGAAGGCAUUUAUAAUUUCCGAGGCACUAUUGUUUAAUCAUUCGAAAAGACCCCUUGACUGACAAUUUAUAAUGACCUGUUUUCCUCCAAGAAUUAAACUAUGAAAACUAAAUGCCUUGCAGCCUUUCUGCGUUUGUGAGCUAGCAAAGAUGAGUAGCACUUUAGGAUGUACAGGACCAUUGGAUCCUUAUCUUUAAUUUUGGUGCUCCCAAUACUGUGGACUGUUAUGGAAAGGAUACGUGGCUGCUGUGAUCCAAGUUAACUGAUUUGUGAGGCUUCGCACUGCCCAUGGUCUUAUGAUGGGAGGCAGAUAAUUUACUUCACUGUGAUCUGUCAGAGGAAAUAUUUAAGCAUGUGACAUUUUAUGCAAUGCCUUCAAUUGUGCCUUGAGUGGUCUGGGAGUUGGAUCUUGGGGCAGUCACUGUAAGUUCUCAGCACAGUUCUUGCCUAAGGAAUCAUUUUAAAGCUGUUUUGAUCAUGAACAAUCAGAUGUGCAGUUUUUACUAGUCUCACUGUUGUUGAAAGUAGAUUUCAUAUUUCACAUUUGGCACACAUUAGCCAGCAUCAUCUGUGAAACUGUACUGCCCAAAGGGUCUUCUGUUUUCUCAUAUACUCAAUUGGCCUUUGGGCAUAAUGCAUGUCCAUAUUCUUAAAUUGAUAAAUACUUCUUAAUGUAAAAUAUGAAAUGUAUUUGAGCUCCAAUGAACAUGAUUCUCCAACUUUAUAAUUGUCAAGCUUUCAAACUUGAAAUCUUUGGUGAAAGCACCAUUAAAUGCCCAUGGUUGUGGUUUAAUGGAAUCUCGGGGAGCGAGUCCUUGACCAUCUUUCCUAAUGUGAAGAACUGAAACUAUAAAAUAGGCAUGCCGUGUGAGAUUAAUGAAAGGAACGUGCGCUAGGGCUAAAGUUUUAAAUUGGAUGAUGGAUACAUAUUUGAUUUCUCGUGCAUAAGAUGGAGCAGCAUGUUGAUGGCGAAGCAUUGUAUGUACUUUGUAGGUGCAUGUGUGAAUUCUUGGUCUUCUGCCAGAGGAAUCACACUGCCUACAAGGUGUUUAGCUACAAGUGACUGCUCCAAUGAAACAAACGGUAGUCUACAAAACUAAUAAAUUUGCGUUUGGGAAUGGUGGUAGGCCACCAAACAUCUCUGAGACCAAACUCUAUUUAUAGAGGAUUUUGUACAGUAUGUACUCUUAUUCUCUUUCCUGCUGUUCUUGCAUUGCAUUAAAUGGAAAUAGGAAAUUCGUACCACUGACAAAGAAAGUGUUUAAAAUGAUCAGAACACUAUCAGAUCAAAGUUCAUAUGUGGUGAGCCAUAACAGUUUAUGGUGGGAACAUCUAACAUUUAUAUAAAAUAUGAAGUUGACAGGACUAAACACUUUUUUUAAAUGGGUUACUCCAAUUAUCUUCUUAUUCUAGAUUUGAAUCAUUUGUCUUGUUUGACAAAGGCUAAUUUCAACACAGCCAUAUUCCACCAUCAUAAAAUGCAAAUCCCAAUUGUCAAUUUGUAACCAUUUGUGACCAUUUAGUAGACAGACAGACAGAGGUCAUCCAAUUAAAAAACAAAAUGGAAAUUGGCUGUAGAAUUUGAUUUGGUGUUAAAUUAUCAGUUUUUCAGGGAGCUUUUAACAAAAAUUAUUAAAUCAGUUUUAGCAGAUCGGAAUAAGAACCCUGGUUGUAAUUUGACAAAAGCAAGAACACUGAUUUUUCUAAGAGCUUCCACCUUUUUUCAUUCCACUCUUCUUUGUUUCUUUUUGAUUUUCCUUUCAACAUUUUUUUCGGGAGACCUUUCAUUUGACUGUAAAUAUUCCUUUUAGAGAUGAGUUUUCUCCUGUAAACACAUUUCAAGAGCAUCAAGUAUGCACUGGAAUCAGCUUCUGUUCCUUGGCAUAUGGACUUUGCUUCUACAAACAAAAAAAUAAGAACAUGCAACAGUUUUAAGCAGGUACUUUUUCAAUUAUUUUUGCAUGUUUCAAUAGUGUAGUGCAAGUUUCAAAUCGGGUUUGUUUUCAAAACUCACAAUUUUGUUUCCAAAAUUAUGCUUAUGCAGCAUAAAUUGUACUUGUAGACUACUCUGGCAAUUAAGUGCAAACCUAAAUAGGCAGCACUAAGAUAGAAAUCACCACUUGUGGCUUCUUGGCUCUUAAUAUAUUUGCGUGUAACACUGUAAUAGUAGUCAAUUUCUUCCCAAUGAUUAUCAGAGAGGAACAACUUUACACAUUUGCCAGUUGACCCUUAAUUGUGGCGCUAAUUGUGAUGUUGGUAUGCAAAUCAUCAGCCACUGUGGCAAUUACGAGCCUUGUGUUCUGCAGGAAUGCUGAGUUGGUCAAUUUGGUAAAUAUAUCUGAUUAACUUAUUGUGCAGCUACAAUCAUGGUGUACCACAUAACAACAUAUUGUUUGUGUUUCAACAUUAUGUGGCAGUGACUGUUUAAAUAUUGGAUAGCAGUGGAAGUAUUGUUCAGUUUUUAUAUUUUACAUAUGUUCUUGUGAACAAUGUUUGUCAUUCUCAUAUUUGGUACUUCAAACCUCUGGGUAAUUAACAACUUGAAACUUGUUAAAACGUAUAAAUUUAAAUAAUGCAUGUGACGCUGUAUACCUAAUUAGAAGUUCAAUCAUAUGGAGUUAAAAUAAAACUUUUAUAUCAGCUGUGCUGCUCUGUUUACUGUUACAGGAAAGAGAUGGAAGUGACAGUUGUGUGUUUGUACAGUGAAAUAAAGCCAUGCCUUUGCAAAAUAUCCUGUUGUUUCCCAACUCUUAAAUAAAACCUCUAAUAAUUCAUUUUUGAA